AUGUCUGAAAACGAGCGACGGGUGGUGGAUUCGACGCCCAUUCCAUCAGCAGAGCCUUCAGAUUCAUCUAUGCCGGAGGUUCCGGGACCCUCUGGCGAUGGCGCUCAAAACGCAAAACCGAGAAGGAGAAGGCGCGCGGCCAACUCGGAUAACCAGAAGAACCAAAUGUUUUAUUUCGUCGACUCAAACUCGUCAUCGAAGGAGAAGCGCGCCCAUGUUAUGCGGCACCACGUGCAGGAAAAAAGGAAGCAGCGCAAACGUUCUCAUGGAAUAGUCCAGGAGCAGCUUCAAGAUUCACUCUCUUGGUCUACCAGAAAAGACUCCGGGUAUGGUACUGAUGGUGGAAAAGAUGUGGCCUUGAUUGGCGCACCGGGUCGAUCUGCAGACCAGAAUUCUUCGCUCCCAAUCAGGUUCUCAAAUGUGAACCAAGUCUCGCAACCGACAGUGCCCAUGCAACUGAGCUCACCCAUUCCUGUGCUUGAUAAAUCCCGCACAUAUCCAUUCUCGAGUCUCCCAAAGGUCCACAAUCCCGAAGACAUGGAGCUGGUCGAUUAUUGGAAUAACAAAUUAACAUAUUGGUCUGGACAAAACCCGUAUGUCAAGAAUCAAAUCUUCCGCACGGCCAUGCAGCAUCCGCUUUCCUUCCAGUCGUUUAUUUUGGUCUAUUGUGCGCGGUGGAAGGCCCAGUUACAGGAGACUCCCGACACCUUGGAGGUUCAAUGGCAUGUUGGCCAGGCCCGGAAGCGUAUCGAGGAGGCUUUUUCGGGUUCUAUGCAGGUUCCACCGGAUUAUCUGGCCCUGGCCUUGGCAGGUAUGGCCCUCUCAGAGUGGCGAUUCGGCAGUCAGCCAGACGCCCAAGCCUAUCUGGAACAGGCCGUCCGAAUUAUGCGACCGCGAACUGGAUCCAACAUGUCCGUAGAGGUCCCCUUUCACUACGUGCGAUACAUCAUGGCGCCGAACAGCAUGGUAGUCGACCCAGCUGACCGGAGAUGGCUGGUUACCUUUCUCCGGGGGGCGCACGACCUAAUGCAAGUGCACCGCGUCCCCGAAUACUUGGCACAUACACCCCAGAGACGGGAUGCUUUUCAAAUGGAAAGCCCGCUGUUCCCCUUGUUGUCCAGCGGGCCGCGGCCCUCACAGGUGCCACAUGAAUCACGCAUGUACGUGGUUCGCGACCAUCAGACUCAGGAAAUCAGCCGGACUGCGGCCCUCAUCUUCAUUACUGCGGCACUCUGGGAUUUCAAGGACUCGAUCAGCAAGACCAGACGAUUCUUGGACUAUUUGCAAACGAUGGUCGAGCACCAUCAGCUUGGCCGACACCCUGCCUGCGAGACUUUGCUCUGGUUGUUGCUAGAACAGGGAUGUGACCCCGACUUACAAAAUCCCGAGCGAUCGUGGUCUACCGGUGAACUUCUGAAGACACAUCGACAGCUGCGACCUGACCUGCAAUUCCAUUUCAACGAGAUUUUGAUGAGCUUUUUGAGUCUGCGCCCUCCGAUCCGCGGCAUUGACGUGUUCGAGGAGGAACUCGAAGAGGAAAGUUAG
Messenger RNA from Penicillium cinerascens, 1545 nucleotides. RefSeq lists its product as uncharacterized. Lineage: Eukaryota; Fungi; Ascomycota; Eurotiomycetes; Eurotiales; Aspergillaceae. The record is from RefSeq and is a predicted model, not a curated record. The transcript is spliced from 3 exons. The coding region runs from base 1 to 1545 and encodes 514 amino acids.